Molecule: messenger RNA, 2753 nt
Organism: Oncorhynchus keta (chum salmon)
Lineage: Eukaryota; Metazoa; Chordata; Actinopteri; Salmoniformes; Salmonidae
Exons: 7
Coding region: 241-1872 (543 amino acids)
Biological process (GO): cell surface receptor signaling pathway
Molecular function (GO): transmembrane signaling receptor activity
Source: RefSeq, a predicted model, not a curated record
ACUGCCCCAGUGAACAAGCACCAAACCAGCGUGCGUGAGUGCAGAGUUGGAUGGUGAGACGGGCAUUGCAUGACGUGCAAUCUUGUGUCGUUCUUAUCAGAAUAAAGCUACAUGAUUGGUGCUACAUAUUGGAGUUCCGUGUCGAUGACUGAUGUACACAACGCCAGAAGAGUACUGUUACACCUGGAAUGAGUAGUGUUUUCUGUUGUGGUCAAGAGUCAGCUCAAACCCCAGGUUUCCAUGGUCCUCACAUUCAAGCAAGUCUACUCUGGGGAUACAAUAAUUCUGAGUUGUGACAACAGCACAGGUAAGGUAAAAUGGUUCUUCAACAAGGUUGAGGAUCAAAAUCAAGCCAACAAGACAUGGAGCAUAAGGGCUGUCUCCGCUAAGAACUCCGGCUCAUAUCAGUGUGAGAACAAUGGACAGAAGAGUGACAACUUCAACAUCACAGUUCUAGAGUACCUUCCACCUGCCACUCUGUUGAUCAAGUCAGGGGAGCCAGUCAUCAACAUAUAUGGCUCAGUAGUCCUGGAGCUGCUGGUGGAGGAGGAUGAGAAUCUGAAGGGAUGGUGCUGUUGGGUGUACAAGGCUGGGGGAGUACACAGAAUAACACUCAGGAAAAGUCUGACGACCGAAAAUCACAAAGUGUUGACCUUUCAACCCAGCAAACUGAACGACCCCGUCGCCAUCUACUGGUGUAGUGACGAGACUAACCUGAGGAGCACCCCCCUCACCAUCAAGACCUCAGGCCGGGUCGUACGGAUGAUGAUAUUGCCUGGGCCUGCUCUUUUGGGGGAGAAACUGAGUCUGCGGUGUGUUGUGUCGGGGACCGACCGAAUUAGCCACACUAUAUUCUACAAGGAUAAACAGACGAUAAAAGACGGUUCCAGUUCUUCUUAUGUUAUCAACAAUGUGACCGAGUCCGACCAGGGGAUAUAUAGCUGUCAAGCCACCUUUACGCGAAGGGACAAAGGAAUGCCAAGCACAUUCAACUCAACUCAACAAGAACUGAUUGUUUCAGCACCCCCUAUGAAGGCAGUUGUCUCGGAGUCCGCUGGCCUGUCCUGCUCAUGCUCCAGCUGCCCCAACGGCGCCUUCUAUCACUGGUACUACAAACAGCACAAUCCUCAGUGGCUACCUAAAGGCAUCAGCCAAAGCUACACAGGUUUCAUGCCGGCUGGUAGUUACGCAUGCAGAGCAGUGUGGAAAAACGGGAGGUCUGCACUAAGCGAUAUCCAUCAUUAUGACGUCGACGCUCAAGAGACACAUGUGCUACUGAUCACCAUUGGGUUGAUCGUCUUGGGGGUUAUGCUGGUCAUAGGAGCCAUAGUCAUGUAUCGCAAGAGGAGGACUAGGGAAGAGGCCAUUUACCAAGAUAUGCCCCUGAUGACAGUGAAGUCGCAGGAUGGAGGAGAUGGGGGGUACGAGGAGCUCCACAAAAAACAUGGUACCAAGAGAGAGGGAGAGUACGACACCCUGAACACAACUCCAGCACAAGCAGCAGGAGGAGAGAAAACAGAGGGAGCGUACGAAGCGCUGAAGAAAGCAGAAGGAAAGGAGGAGGAGUACCACACCUUGGAGGAAGGAGCGGCGAAAGGUGGGGAUGGGGGGUAUGAAGCUUUGAAAAAGUCCAAAGAUGAGGGAACUGGGGAUCUGUACCACACCUUGGGGGAAAAGGGGGCGAAAGGUGGGGAUGGGGGGUAUGAAGCGUUGAAAAAGUCCCAAGAUGAGGGAACUGGGGAUCUGUACCACACCUUGGGGGAAAAGGGGGCGAACGGUGGGGAUGGGGGGUAUGAAGCUUUGAAAAAGUCCCAAGAUGGGGGAACUGAGGAUUUGUCCCAUGCUUUGGGGGCAGAAGGAGGCAAAGAGUGAGAUGGAGAGUUUGCAGCAUUGGAGAAGGCUAAAGAGGGGUAUACCGAUCUCUGGGAGCAGAAAGGGGAGAGGAGAAGUAGGCCUAGAUCUGAGACAAUAGGAAGUCCUGUAAUGACAAGAGGAAAGGUGGGGUGUAGGAUCGGUGGCGUAGCGCAGUUUUACAGGGCCCCCCGCAAGGUCCAAGCAAGGCAGUUUCAUAGCUAAGCUCAUGCUAUUUGACCCAUUUUGCCAUUAGGCUGAAAGAAAAGUUUGCUGUUUUAGAGCUAAUUUCCUGCUAUUCUACACAUUUUGCCAUGAAUCUGAGAGAACAGUUUGUAGUUUUAAAGCUAAUUUCCUGUAAUAAAAAUAAAUAAUUCCUCCCGAGUGGCGCAGCGGUCUAAGGCACUGCAUCGCAGUACUUGAGGCAUCACUAAAGAGUCAGGUUCGAUCCCAGGCUGUGUUGCAGCAGGCCGCGACCGGGAGACCAAAGAGGCGGUGCACAAUUGGUCCAGCAUCGUUCGGGUUAGGGGAGGGUUUGGCCGCCCGGGAUGUCCUUGUCCCAUCACGCUCUAUCGACUCCUUGUGGCGGGCCGGGCGCAUGCACGCUGACUAUGAUCGGCAGUUGUGCGGUGUUUCCUCCGACACAUUGGUGCGGCUGGCUUCCAGGUUAAGCGAAGCGGAGUGUCAAGAAGCAAGUGCGGCUUGGCAGGGUCAUGUUUCGGAGGACGCAUGGCUCUCGACCAUCGCCUCUCCUGAGUCCGUACGGGAGUUUCAGCGAUGGGACAAGACUGUAACUACUAAUUGUAUAUCACGAAAUUGAGGAGAAGAAAAAGGGGUCAAAAAAUACAAAUAAAUAAUAAUAAUAAAUGUCUUAUGACAUGUACAUAUGUUAUCUGGGAUGC